AUGCAUAGCUUCAUGGGCGGGGGCCUAUUCUGUGCCAUGGUGGGGAACAUCCUGCUGGUGGUUUCAAUGGCAACAGACUACUGGAUGCAGUACCGCCUGUCAGGCAGCUUCGCCCACCAGGGCCUGUGGAGGUACUGCAUGUCAGGCAAAUGUUACAUGCAGACGGACAGCAUCGCGUACUGGAAUGCCACCCGUGCCUUUAUGAUCCUGUCAGGGAUGUCGUGCUUCGCGGGCAUCAUUGCGGGCAUCCUCUCCUUCGCCCACUUCUCCGCCUUCGAGAGGUUCAACCGCUCCUUCGCUGCAGGGAUCAUGUUUUUCAUCUCCACUUUAUUUGUUCUGCUGGCGAUGGCCAUCUACACGGGUGUGACAGUGAACUUCCUGGGCAAGCGCUUCGGUGACUGGCGUUUCUCUUGGUCUUACAUAUUGGGCUGGGUGGCACUGCUCAUGACCUUCUUUGCAGGGAUAUUUUACAUGUGUGCCUACAGAAUGCAUGAAUGUAGGAGAGGAGGCGGCCCUACACGCUAG
Messenger RNA from Salvelinus namaycush (lake trout), 525 nucleotides. RefSeq names its product lens fiber membrane intrinsic protein-like. NCBI's taxonomy places the organism in Eukaryota, Metazoa, Chordata, Actinopteri, Salmoniformes, Salmonidae. Gene Ontology annotation, molecular function: structural constituent of eye lens. Gene Ontology annotation, cellular component: plasma membrane. The coding region runs from base 1 to 525 and encodes 174 amino acids. The record is from RefSeq and is a predicted model, not a curated record. The transcript has 4 exons.